CCACUAUUCAAAAUUUCAACUUCCCGCUAAGCCUCUGCGCCACCGUCGUCGAUUGCAAACUAACGAUCUUGCUCCACAGCACUCCGCAUCUCUCUAUAUUACGGUGCAGUUUAGGGUUUCAAUUUUGCUUUGCUUUGCUUUUCAACAACAAAUUUUGUGUUCAUCAAACCCUAACGCCUAAUUUCAGGAUUCCGUUUACUCUUGUUCGAAUUAUGGAUCUGGUAGUCGCAACAGUUAGCGGAUACCAUGGAUCAGAGAGAUUUAAGCUUAUCAAACUCAUAUCUCAAGCCAGUGCAAGUUAUGUUGGAGCAAUGAAUUCCUCUACCACGCAUCUGGUGUGUCACAAAUUUGAAGGCAAAAAAUAUGAACUUGCUAAGAAGUUUAAGACAAUUGUGGUGAAUCAUCGUUGGAUUGAGGAGUGUAUAAAGCAAGGCAGGCGUGUCUCGGAGCGGCCCUAUAUGAAGCAAUGUGGAUAUGAGGUGGGGCCCUUGCUGUUGGAGAUCCCGAAUGCUGCUAGUGAAGUUAGAAGUGUGCUCGGUGAAGUAUCUAACAAUAGAAACUUCUCCAAAACGCCUGUCAUCGACAUCGAAUGUGGGGAUGAUGAGUGGACUGAUUCUUGGUUGUUGAAAGAGAAUCUGCUUCCUGAUACGAGACAGAACAAGGAUCGUUCAAAUAGAUUAAAGAAAAAAGGCACUAAGAGAUGCUCAAAGCAAGAUGACUUAUUGAAAAACAAAUACUGUUUAGAGGAGUCUCCUUCAUUUGGCUUGAAAAGCAUAGAGAAAAGGAAAAACACUACCAUAGGUGAACCCUCCAGAAGAAAUCGCAGGCUGAUACAUAAAAAUACGUAUAACGAGUUAUCAUCUUCCGAAUCCGAGGAAGGUUUCAAACAUUCAGAUUAUUCUCGGAAACAUGAAAGAAGACCACAUCAUGAAACUAGGUUUCAUAAUCAUGGGAAACGAAGAAAUUUGAUAUUGGAAGAGAUCGAAGAUUUGGGUACAACUUCUAGUCGUGAAGAUCACUAUACAGAAGUUGAUCAUGGCGACUGUGAUAAAAUGGAAUAUAAUCCCAGAUUGUCCAAAGAAGUGCUUUUAUCAUGUGUGAUAUGCUGGACAGAAUAUAGUUCAACUAGAGGAGUUCUGCCAUGUGGACAUCGCUUUUGUUUUUCAUGCAUACAGAACUGGGCAGAUCAUAUGGCUUCAAUGAAAAAAGUUUCCACAUGCCCUUUAUGCAAAGGCAAAUUUUAUAGCAUACAAAAGAUGGAAGAUGCUGAAUCUUCUGAUCAGAAAAUAUACUCUCAGACAAUUCCUAACAACUGUCCAUUAAUGGAUGUAUACAUUAUUCCACAUGGUGAAUCAUCUAUACAUCAAAAUAUGCCACCACCAACGCCAGUUUGUUACCAGUGCAGUUGCCGUGAGCCUGAGGAACUUUUAAUAAGUUGUCAUAGUUGUCAAAUUCGUUGCGUGCAUUCUUAUUGUUUGGAUCCACCACAAAUUCCAUGGGUUUGUGUCCAAUGCAAGGAUCUUCGAAUGCGAUAUGUACGUUAAAUUUCAUUCAAUGAUAUUGUUAUACGG
Molecule: messenger RNA, 1571 nt
Organism: Helianthus annuus (common sunflower)
Lineage: Eukaryota; Viridiplantae; Streptophyta; Magnoliopsida; Asterales; Asteraceae
Product: E3 ubiquitin-protein ligase CHFR
Exons: 7
Coding region: 213-1544 (443 amino acids)
Source: RefSeq, a predicted model, not a curated record